Messenger RNA from Panthera uncia (snow leopard), 9796 nucleotides. It is a transcript of the gene PDZD8, whose product is annotated as PDZ domain containing 8. Gene Ontology annotation, molecular function: lipid binding; protein binding. NCBI's taxonomy places the organism in Eukaryota, Metazoa, Chordata, Mammalia, Carnivora, Felidae. Gene Ontology annotation, biological process: mitochondrial calcium ion homeostasis. The coding region runs from base 230 to 3694 and encodes 1154 amino acids. The record is from RefSeq and is a predicted model, not a curated record. The transcript is spliced from 5 exons. Gene Ontology annotation, cellular component: mitochondria-associated endoplasmic reticulum membrane contact site.
CCGCCACAGCAGCCGCCUCCGGGAGCGUUUGAGGAGUCGCGGGCCGCCGCAGGCUCGGGCGCCGCACCGCGCCGACCGGAGCCGCCGGACGAGGCCCGGGGAGCCGCUCGCGCCGACCCCGCCGCCCGAUGUCCUCAAGAUGGAGGCAGCGGGGGCGGCGACGUGAAGAGAGCGGCGCUGUGGGCGCGGGAGCGGGGGCCCGGGCGGCCCGGGCGGAGGCGGUGCCGGGAUGGGGCUGCUGCUCAUGAUUCUGGCGUCGGCCGUGCUGGGCUCCUUCCUCACGCUCCUCACCCAGUUCUUGCUGCUGUACCGCAAGCAGCCCGAGCCGCCGCCGGACGAGGCGGCCCGCGCGGGCGACGGCUUCCGCUACAUCAAGCCGGUGCCGGGCCUGUCCCUGAGGGAGUACCUUUAUGGCGGCGGCGGCGGGGCCGAGGAGCCCUCCGGCGGGCCCCCCGAGGGCGGCGCGACCCCGGCCCCCGAGACCCCCGCCCCGCCGACGCGGGAGACCUGCUACUUCCUCAACGCCACCAUCCUGUUCCUGUUCCGGGAGCUGCGGGACACCGCGCUGGCCCGCCGCUGGGUCACCAAGAAGAUCAAGGUGGAGUUCGAGGAGCUGCUGCAGACCAAGACGGCCGGGCGCCUGCUGGAGGGGCUGAGCCUGCGGGACGUGUUCCUGGGCGAGACCGUGCCCUUCAUCAAGACCAUCCGGCUCCUCCGGCCGGUGGUGCCCUCGGCCGGCGGAGAGCCGGACGGCCCCGAGGGGGAGGCGCUGCCCGCCACCUCCCCGGAGGAGCUGGCCUUCGAGGCGGAGGUGGAGUACAACGGCGGCUUCCACCUGGCCAUCGACGUGGACUUGGUCUUCGGCAAGUCGGCCUACCUGUUCGUCAAGCUGUCCCGAGUGGUGGGGAGGCUGCGCUUCGUCUUCACUCGCGUGCCCUUCACCCACUGGUUCUUCUCCUUCGUGGAGGACCCGCUGAUCGACUUCGAGGUGCGCUCCCAGUUUGAAGGGCGGCCCAUGCCCCAGCUCACCUCCAUCAUCGUCAACCAGCUCAAGAAGAUCAUCAAGCGCAAGCACACUCUGCCGAGUUACAAGAUCAGGUUUAAGCCGUUUUUUCCAUUCCAAACCUUGCAAGGAUUUGAAGAAGAUGAAGAAGAACAUAUCCAUAUACAACAGUGGGCACUUACCGAAGGCCGUCUCAAAGUUACAUUGUUAGAAUGUAGCAGGUUACUCAUUUUUGGAUCCUAUGACAGAGAGGCAAAUAUUCACUGUACGCUUGAGUUGAGCAGUGGUGUCUGGGAAGAAAAACAGAGGAGUUCUAUUAAGACGGUUGAAUUAAUAAAGGGGAAUUUACAGAGUGUCGGACUUACGCUUCGUCUUGUCCAGUCAACUGACGGGUAUGCUGGGCAUGUCAUAAUUGAGACUGUGGCCCCAAACUCACCUGCUGCACUCGCAGACCUUCAACGGGGAGACCGACUCAUUGCUAUUGGAGGUGUGAAAAUCACCUCUACCCUGCAAGUGUUGAAGCUGAUCAAGCAGGCCGGCGACCGGGUCCUGGUGUAUUACGAAAGGCCCGUCGGCCAGAGCGGCCAGGGCACGGCCCUGCAGGAUCAUUUCGGACAGCUGGAGGAACACUUCCUGUCGGCCUCAUGCCCACCGAACUAUGAGGAGGAGACACCUGCCUUGGCAGCGGAUGCUGAGAACAGAGAUUUGGACUCUGAAUUUGAAGACCUGGCAGGUGAUGUCCGAGCACAAACUGAGCUCAAAGAUGAGGCACCGUCAUUAAGUCACAGUCCCAAACGUACUCCAACAACACUUUCUGUUAAACCCCUUGGAACGAUAUCACCGGUUUUAAACCGUAAACUAGCUGUAGGAAGUCACCCACCCCCACCAAAACCUCCAUGCAAAGAAGGAAAUAAACCCUCAGCCCUAAAAGCUCCUGAGGUAACAGACCCGACACAAGUGUCAAAACCCACCCAAGGAUCCACUUUCAAACCACCCGUCCCACCGCGACCACAGGUGAAAGUCCCUUUGCCUUCUGCCGACGCCCCGAGUCAGACAGAACCAGAUGUGCCCGCUGAAAAGCCAGAAAAGGUGCUGCCUCCUCCUCCUGCAGAUAAACCUGCUGAGAAGCAAGCAAAAACUACAGAUCACACGGAAGACACGGCUGCAUCGAAGCAGUUUUUAGCAAAGCAGGACGUGGUGAGAGAUUUUCCGUCAGAAAGUUCCUGCCCUCCCAAGGACAGUGCAGAUGACCCCCGGACAUGGGAAUCGUCAGAAAUCCCUUACCGAAAUAAGCUAGGAAAAUGGACCAGAAGCAGAGCGACCUGUCUCUUUGACAUAGAAGCCUGCCACAGGUACUUGAACGUUGCCCUGUGGUGCAGGGAUCCCUUCAAGUUAGGGGGUCUUAUCUGUCUGGGGCACGUUAGCUUGAAACUCGAAGACGUGGCUCUAGGAUGCCUGGCGACAUCAAACAUGGAAUACUUUUCAAAGUUCCGACUGGAAGCCCCCUCACCUAAGGCGAUGGUCACGAGAACCGCCCUGCGCAGUCUGAGUGUGCAGAAGGGAUUCAAUGACAAGUUUUGCUUUGGUGACGUUACUAUUCACUUCAAAUACUUGAAAGAAGGCGAGCCAGACCACCCUGUAGUCCCUACCUUAGAGAAAGAGAAAGACCUCCAUUUGAUCGAAGAGGUUCCCGCCCUACCCAAAGAGGAGCAUCUCGUUGGACAGAUGGGCUUGACAGAAAACAAACACAGUUUCCAGGAUACUCAGUUCCAGAACCCGACUUGGUGUGAUUACUGUAAGAAAAAAGUGUGGACUAAAGCUGCCUCCCAGUGUAUGUUCUGUGCUUACGUCUGCCAUAAAAAAUGUCAGGAAAAGUGUCUAGCCGAGACUCCUCUCUGCGGAGCAGCUGAUAGGCGGAUAGACCGGACCCUGAAAAACCUCAGGCUGGAAGGACAGGAAGGCUUCUUAGGCCUGCCUCCUCGUGUCGAUGCUGAAGCUAGCAAGUCAGUCAACAAAACGACAGGUUUGACAAGACAUAUUAUCAACACGAGCUCCCGUUUGCUAAAUCUGCGCCAGGUCUCUAAAACUCGCCUUUCCGAACCGGGAACUGAGCUGGUGGAGCCUUCACCAAAACACACACCCAACACCUCAGACAACGAAGGCAGCGACACAGAGGUGUGUGGUCCGAACAGUCCUUCUAAACGGGGAAACAACACAGGAAUCAAGUUGGUGAGAAAGGAGGGUGGUCUGGACGACAGCGUUUUCAUUGCAGUUAAAGAAAUCGGCCGCGAUCUGUACAGGGGUUUGCCUACGGAGGAGAGGAUCCAGAAACUUGAGUUCAUGCUGGAUAAACUGCAGAAUGAAAUUGACCAGGAGCUGGAACACAAUAAUUCCCUUGUUAGAGAAGAAAAGGAAACAACCGAUACAAGGAAAAAAUCACUUCUUUCUGCCGCUCUGGCGAAAUCAGGUGAAAGACUACAAGCCCUGACGCUUCUCAUGAUCCACUACAGAGCAGGCAUUGAAGAUCUGGAAUCUUUAGAAAGUCUGUCUUUAGACCAGCCCUCCAAAAAAAUAAGCAAGUACACAGAUGAUACAGAAGAAGAUCUUGAUAAUGAAAUAACCCAGCUGAUCGACUCCCAGCCAUUCAGCAGCAUAUCAGAGGGCUUGUUUGGCCCAUCCGAGUCUGUUUAACAGACAGCCUGCUUAAAUACUCUCAAGCGAUUGGGGAAAAGUCGCAUCUAAAGUACCACAGAUAAACCACGUUUUAAACCCUCUUACAAAGCACUUCGGCCCACUGCUCCACAGUCAUUUGCUUGCGUAGGAACAAGAGUGAAAAAGGUGGUUUUCCAGCGAAAACAUGACCAGCUCACUAAAAUGGUUGUUUCGGAUUGCAUUUAUAGCUAUGCUUUUUUGGGUUUAUACUGGGAAUUUAUUUUUACUAAUUUAUUUUUAACUUUUUCUAAUUAUGUAAUUAUGUAAGCUAACUUUUCAUGUUUAUGUAUGUGUGAUGUCUCGUGUUAUUUUUCUUCAUCUUAGUUUCUGAAUUAGUGUUAUGUAGGAUACUGUCCAAACUCUUGAACUGUUUUCAUUUCCAUCACGGUUCUAACGAGUUUGCUGCCCAGAUUGACAACGGCAAUCACUGAGGGAACAGGUUUUGAAUCUUUGUGUUAGGAAGCUUAUCAUCUCCACUUGCUCGAGAUUUUUGUUGUUUUGGGGCUUGGGGGGCGGGAGGGGGGGUUGUUUUUGCCAAAUGUAACAAAAGCCGAUGCUGUGGCUUUAGUCAGUUACACUGAUUUAGUAUUAAAAAAAGAAAAAAAAUUACAUAUAUUGCUUGCUUUCUAUUCUGUGAAUUUUUUUCUAGUUUUUGUGCAGUUUUAGUGAGAAUAUAGUUAUUAAUUUGAAGAGGUUGCAUUGCAAAACAAAACGUAAUAGGGAAUAAAGAAUGCAGUUGGGCAAGAAUUUUUUAGGCAAGAUCACUAAAAAACAGUAACUGGUAGGAUUUUGAAGUCUCAUCUUUUAAAUGGAAGUUCUGAACAUUUAUGAUUUUUUUUUUUUCCAUCUUUAGUUCUCCCAUGGGAAAUAAAGCAUGUCAAGGAUGAAGUUUCAGAGGCCUGUUCUUAAAAUGACCGUGUUGAUAACGGACUUUGGCUGUUUUGUUUUAGAAACCUUUUCGUGCGGGAGGAUGUUGUGAAGGAGAGGAAUCACGCAAGAUAGAUUGAUUUAUCGCUUCUCUGACCUGCUGCAGGUUAAAGGAGUAGUGAUUCCUCGGGGUGCUUCUGCAGUGCUAUCUUCAUUCGUUUAAAAAAUGAAAACAAAAAUUAACAGUACAGUACAUAGGACUUGGGGUCAGUUCUCUGAUGACAAGGAUCUAUUUGGAUACUCGGUCCGUCGUGUAGACCCCACUAACGCGUGGCCACUAUUGGUUAUACCAUAGAAGUUCUGGCCUUUUAUAGGUCUAUUUUCCUUCCGUAGGGAACUACUCUGAUAAUUGAUCCAUAGAAACUGACAUGAUAAUUUUGAAUCCAGAUGGGACAGUUUCGAUGGCAUAGUAAAUUAGUAAGGGUUCUGGUCCAGGUCUCCAGCCUAGGACUCCAGAGGAAAGUUUAAGUUCAGACUCUUCCACUGGCCACGAGUGAACUAAGCACAAGAGUGUUGUGUGCCAGUCUCCCCCGCUCCGAAGUAGGAACAGACGGUACUUUACCUCACAGGAUCAUCGUGAGGAGAACAGAACGGCAAAAGUGUUCCGAACAGUAUAAAGCUAUUCAAAAAGAGUACGACUCUUACGGAGCACAGAAACAUGUUUGAGGGUAGAAAAGUUAUUCCACUUUUAGAAUCAAUGGCCAGUUCUCAUUCUUGCUGUUUUUUAUGAAGUGAAAUAUUAGGAAAUACGUUUAUUGGCCAAGUUUAUAGAACAAAAGUCUGUGUAGCCCGUUUUGUUUAGUUAAGCAUGCUUGCAUUUUAAAUGAACGCUGCUGUAGAAGUCUUUUACACCAACUUCUCUGAAAGCUAAAAAUGGUUCUGUAACAUAUGCUUGAAACAGUGUGCCCAACGUAAUAACCAACUUUUAUAAAGAAAUAACUUACCAGUGAUAACCUGGAAGGUCAGUGUCUGUAAGUGGCUGGUGUUGAUGGACAGAUGACACCACAGAAGCUUUAGUGACAGCCAGGCAUGCUGCUGAAGCUGGUGCGUUUGAAAAGAGCUGCAGGAAUAACGCAAAGUCUUGGUUUCCUAAAAAUCUCCUGUUUCAAAAGUAUUUAACUCUGUAGAACCACAAUUACGAAAAGCUCGGUAAUGCUGCUGAUUAUAUUUGUAAAAUCUACCUUUAAUGUAGUGCAAUAUUUUUAUAUCUACUGAGGUAGUGGCAUCACGGCUGUACUUGAGUGCAGGGGAGGGGGGUCACUACAAGCAGCCUAGGGGUAGUGAGGGGUAAGGCUUCUGAAAUAAUUGUAUUCUAUUACAUUCCUGAUGUAAUCUUGCUGCCAUGCUAUGUUAUCAAUAGCUAAAAAAUAAUAAAAAGAACUACCACAGAAAACAAGAAUAUCUUCAUUUGCUAACCUCUGAACGAGGGGAUUGGCUACAUCUCUGGAAUCAUCGCCGGGUAGAAUUCGGCCAUGCAAACAAGGUCUUCACAAAGUCCUCUCUUGCUGAACAAAAUUGCUAGUUUGAAAUCAGCCUAAAAGCAUUAAAUUCCGGUGGUGGUUUGGUUUUUUUUUUUUUUUUUCUUAACCCUAUUAGGAAUUAGACUGUUUUCUGCAUUUCUGAUAUUUAGAUGGAGGAUUAGGUUAGACAAGCUGAACAACGUGUUAGCAUUAUUUGGGAAUCAGAAUUAUGCUGUGAAUUAUCACUAUGCAAAAGAGCUGCGUGAUAUAUUUACUUUCAUCAGAUGUACUUGUUCACAGCAGUCAGGAAAACAAUCUAACCUUAGAAAUGCAGGGAUAACUUACUGGGCUUUUCCACAAUGACAUUAUGUGACUGGUUACAGAUUUCAGUUGAAAGCAAAUUUUGUUUCCAGAGCCAAAAAGUAGGGUUUCAGACUAACGAGUGAAUUUUACCUGAUGCCUGUAAGCAGAGAAGAAUAGUUCUUAAUUAGGUAUUCACAGUCAAGACAAUACCUUAAAAUGUAUUUUAUUCCAGCUAUAAUGUCUGGUUUAUAAAGAAACACACACAGGCACAGUAGUGUUCAGAAGAUUUAUUAAGGAAACGAGCUAAAACAGGCACAUACACUUAGCAGUCGAAAGAACUGAGUAUUCUUUGCUACCUCAUUAGUGGUUUUGUAUCUGUUUGCCAGGUACAAACAUAACCCACCUCUGCUCAAAAAAAUCAAACGUUCAGGGAGCUGUAUGUUCUUUGUUCUGAUACACACAUUAAAAGAAGAAAAAAAAAGCGUCACUUCAUAGUCUUGCUAACCCCAGGAUAUCAGUCCUAUAAAAGACCUUGCAAUUUUACCCCCUCAGAUAUAAUGGAUACCUUUGCUGCUAAAACGGUUUUGAAAAACUCCCGUAUCUUUUGUCUUCUCUCUGGAGAUCAACAGUGGGCAUGCCUCUGCCGGUCAUUCUUGAAGAGACUGAAGCCUUAGAGGCAAGAAUAAAAUUGGAAUAAAGCAUUGUGGUCAGGGAGAGCCACAAACCCUCUAAGAGAAUCAACCCCUAGCACGUUCCCCAAGGGGGUCCCCCAAGGGAGAAAACAACCGUAGGAAAGCGCUUCCCCAUCCAUCUUUACAGAGUCACAGAUUUGUUUUAAGUUGCCCAAGGCAAGUAUGUGAAGUUCAUUUGCUUCCAUCGCUGCCCUUGAAAACCAGAUUUCAAAUCAUUCAAAACCCCACAGAAAAGCUUCCUAAAGCAAAUGGAAACCGGAUUAGCUACUUCUAGAGAAUUACAAGGUUGAGGUUGAGGAGUCCUCGUUCUCAAGUUCUUGGCUCCUUGUCCAAGUUAACAGAAACACAGUAUUAGCUUAACAAAGAACAGACAUUAGGUAAUUUCUGGUUACAGAGCUACAGAGUUCACAAGUAUUUGCGACAUUCUACACUAUCCGCGCACUCCAAUCACCUCUACAAAACCUGAUGUCAACUGACGAUACUAUUAACACAGUAUUUGCUGUUGAAAAGGCACAUCAAUGUUGUCAUGCUUAGAAAAACCACGUCGCACAACACGAUACGAGAAUACAUACGCCUUUCUAGAUGUUUGGGGUUUUUCUGUCUUUGAAAGGGGAUGUGUCCUGACCACUUUUUUUUUUUUUUUUUUAACCUGUUUUCCCUAAUGUGAUUCAAGAUUUCUUUCCUCCAUCUUCCUUUAAAAUUUGUCGAUUUGAACAACUUUCAGAAGUCUAAAAAAUAAUAGUUACAGUUGAAAAUUUAACAGAUACCUAGAAAACACUUGGAUGGCCUCUUAGCAGGUCAAAGGUACGUGGUCUGAUUUUUUCACAUCAUAGCAGCGAUUAGCCUUUUAAAUGUCUAAAACUUGAACGAGACGUUAAUAUAGCUAUCCUGCUUAAUCUUGUCUGUAUAAGGGAUCUCUACCCUCACUUUUCUUUCAUCCAGUAAGACAAUCCAGUAUAUAUCUUAAAGGGAAAGCUAGUUCUACAACUAUACUUUGGGUGCUUUUCUCCGCUUUUGAACUAUUUUCUAGUUUUCUCCUUCUGGCUCUAGUGCCUGCUGCCAGCCACGUGACUUGUAAACAUGUAAUUUGAAACCAUCUGUUUCCAGGUAGAUGGUUACACAGAAAACUAACGCCAGCUACGAUUUAUGGGUAAGUCCAUAAAAUGACGGACUCAAGUUCCUGUCCUCUGCAUUUGAGAUAACUAGCUUUUAACUCAUAAAUAUGUUGAUAGUAAUUACAAGUUAACCACACGCAGCGUCACUACGUAAUAUGCUGUCUUAUUUGAUUCUGUUUUUCAGACUUCCUUCUGGUUUCUCAGUGUUGGAAGUGUCUCGGAGAUAAUGUGUGCUUUAAUUUUAAACACCCAUUACCAAUAUUCAGAAAAAAUACACGAUUCUUUUGCCCAAGUGUUUAUGAAUGUAAGUUUUUUAAAAAUUAUAUUUGAUCUGGAUUCAAAUAUUUAUAGAUUUACACUAUAUUUCGUCAAAAUAUAUUGUAUAAUAUUGAAUAAAAUCAAAUACAUAAAAUAAAGUUUUCAACACUAUUUAUACAAACCCCUAGAAAAGCUGCUUUUUCUUUAUAAGGCUGUUGGCAAUUGAUCACAACCACGGAGAAGAAUGAAUAACCUUUGGUUGUUUGGCUUUCGCCAGGGGCGAUGGUGCGACUAAGUUCUGGAGAAGUCAUUUCACUGGUAACACUGUUUUGUACAAAUAAAUACUUUGACGACUUUUGAGGAUCUCAGUCACUUUCGGAUUCUUCAUCCUCACCUAUCGGAUACGACUGGAUGUUAUUCUGGGUGUACAUCUUUGUCUUAAUGGGGCAGUUGUGAUCCAUGAGAAUAGCCUGAAAGACAGCAGAGUGCACAUACGGUGAUCUUGUUUCACAAAGAUAAGACGGUUUUCACCUACCAUUUUUGACCAUCACUAGUUUGAAGGCUGUAGAUGGCACCACCCCGUGGGAACCAGUCCUUAGGGGCAACUGCCAGGUUGCCUGGCCCGGAAGCUGCGGGGUUGGACGCUCCAGGAGGAUCCCAGGCAACAGGAGAGACUGCAGAAGUGGUUUCUGCCUGGGCCACGGGCACCCUAAAGCCAUGCAGCAAGGGCUUGUGCGGGUUACGUUUAGGAAGAGUUCUUUUUUUGUUUGUUUGUUUUGUUUCUUUUUCAGAGAAAGAGACAUCAUGAGUGGGGGAGGGGCUGAGAGAGAGGGAGACACGGAAUCCAAAGCAGGUUCCAGGCCCUCAGCUGUCAGCACAGAGCCCGAGGCGGGGCUCGAACUCCUAGACCGCAAGAUCAUGACCUGAGCCGAAGCUCUACGCUUAACCGACGGAGCCACCCGGGCGCCCCCGUUUAGGAAUUCUGUUUGGAAUCUCGGAAUUGGGGGGAUGCUGGAGUCACACGGCGCCAAAUGUUCACUGUGGCAACACCCUUAAUCGGCACGCUCUGUCCCUAACGAGGCAAACUCCCACGCUGGAAAUGUACCUCCACUGUGUAUGUAUGUGGAUCUGGUUCUGAUCGCAGCCAUCUUCGCAGGCCGCCCUUCCGGUAUUUUCAGGCCACAGCCGAGGUCCCUUAGAUUUCCCUGCACUAGACAUCACAGGGCCCGUAUGUUUUCAUAAAUGACAUUUCCAGAGCACCUCUCCUCCAAAUCCUAGAGGUCUUCCUCUUGUCCAAAUAAAUGUAGGAUUUAAAAAAAAAAAAAA